GCGGGCGCCCCUUGUGACCUGAGCGUGGCGGCCGGGCAGGGGCCGCUGAAUGGCGGCUCGCUGAGGCGGCGCGGCCGUGGCUGCUCUGGGCGUGGCGUGGCGUGGCGGCGGCCGGGGUGAUGCUGCUCAAGCUCUUACAGAGACAGACCUAUACCUGCCUGUCCCACAGGUAUGGGCUCUACGUCUGCUUCGUGGGCGUCGUUGUCACCAUUGUCUCCGCCUUCCAGUUCGGAGAGGUGGUUCUGGAAUGGAGCCGGGAUCAGUACCAUGUUUUAUUUGAUUCCUACAGAGACAAUAUUGCUGGAAGGUCCUUUCAGAAUCGGCUCUGUCUGCCCAUGCCAAUCGACGUGGUUUAUACCUGGGUGAAUGGCACAGAUCUUGAACUACUGAAGGAACUACAGCAAGUCCGAGAACAGAUGGAGGAGGAACAGAAAGCAAUGAGAGAAAUCCUUGGGAAGAACACAACAGAACCAACCAAGAAGAGUGAGAAGCAGUUGGAAUGUUUGUUGACACACUGCAUUAAGGUGCCAAUGCUCAUCCUGGACCCAGCCCUACCGGCCAACGUCACACUGAAGGACCUGCCAUCUCUUUAUCCUUCUUUUCGUUCUGCCAGUGACAUAUUCAACGUUGCAAAACCAAAAAACCCUUCCACUAAUGUCUCAGUUGUUGUCUUCGACAGUGCUAAGAAUGUUGAAGAUGCCCAGAAUGGAAUGUUUAAGGGAAACAACAAACAGACAGUUUGGAGGGGCUAUUUGACCACGGACAAAGAAGUCCCUGGGUUAGUGCUAAUGCAGGAUUUGGCUUUCCUGAGUGGAUUUCCACUGACAUUCAAGGAAACAAAUCAACUAAAAACAAAAUUGCCAGAAAAUCUUUCUUCUAAAAUAAAACUGUUGCAGUUGUAUUCAGAGGCCAGUGUAGCACUUCUGAAACUGAAUAACCCCAAAGAUUUCCAAGAACUGAACAAGCAGACCAAGAAGAAUAUGACCAUUGAGGGAAAAGAACUGACUAUAAGUCCUGCAUAUUUAUUAUGGGACCUGAGUGCCAUCAGUCAGUCUAAGCAGGACGAAGAUGUCUCCGCCAGCCGCUUUGAAGACAACGAAGAGCUGAGGUACUCCCUGCGAUCCGUUGAGAGGCACGCGCCGUGGGUUCGCAACAUCUUCAUUGUCACCAACGGGCAGAUUCCCUCCUGGCUGAACCUUGAUAAUCCUCGAGUGACAAUAGUCACACACCAGGAUGUUUUUCGAAAUUUGAGCCACUUGCCUACCUUUAGUUCACCUGCUAUUGAAAGCCACAUUCAUCGCAUCGAAGGGCUGUCCCAGAAGUUUAUUUAUCUGAAUGAUGAUGUCAUGUUUGGGAAGGAUGUGUGGCCAGAUGAUUUCUAUAGUCACUCCAAAGGUCAGAAGGUGUAUUUGACAUGGCCUGUGCCAAACUGUGCUGAGGGCUGCCCGGGUUCCUGGAUCAAAGAUGGCUAUUGUGACAAGGCUUGUAAUAAUUCAGCCUGCGAUUGGGAUGGCGGGGACUGCUCUGGUAACAGUGGUGGGAGUCGCUAUGCCGCAGGAGGCGGGGGUACUGGGAGUAUUGGAAUUGGACAGCCCUGGCAGUUUGGCGGAGGACUAAACAGUGUCUCUUACUGUAAUCAAGGAUGUGCUAAUUCCUGGCUUGCUGAUAAGUUCUGUGACCAGGCUUGCAAUGUCUUGUCCUGUGGGUUUGAUGCUGGCGACUGUGGGCAAGAUCAUUUUCAUGAAUUAUAUAAAGUAACACUUCUCCCAAACCAGACUCACUAUGUUAUUCCAAAAGGUGAAUGCCUGCCAUAUUUCAGCUUUGCAGAAAUAGCCAAAAGAGGAAUUGAAGGCGCCUAUAGCGACAACCCAAUAAUUCGACAUGCUUCCAUUGCCAAUAAGUGGAAAACCAUCCACCUCAUAAUGCACAGUGGAAUGAAUGCGACCACAAUACAUUUUAAUCUCACAUUUCAGAAUACAAAUGAUGAAGAGUUCAAAAUGCAGAUAAUAGUAGAAGUUGACACAAGAGAGGAAGCUAAAGUGAAUUCUACAACCCAGAAAUCUUACCAAAAUUUGGCUAGCCCCACAACACUUCUCCCAGAGGCAGAAAUCCUGUUUGAGGAUAUUCCUGAAGAAAAACGCUUUCCAAAGUUCAAGAGACAUGAUGGCAACACAACAGGAAGAUUCCAAGUGGAGAUGAAAAUUCCCCAAGUGAAUAUUUCACUCCUUCCAAAAGAGGCCCAGUUGAGUCUCAGUAACUUGGACUUGCAACUAGAACAUGGAGACAUCACUCUGAAAGGGUACAACCUGUCCAAGUCAGCUUUGCUGAGAUCAUUUCUGAAGAACUUACCAGAUGCUGAAGUAAAAAUAAAUGAAGCUGUAAUAACAGAUGAAAGAAAUGACAGUAUAGAGGCCCCGCUGGAAAAACAGGUUCACAAAAGCAUCUUGCCAUAUAGCUUGGGAACAUCUGAAAGAUUACAGAAGUCAACUUUUCCAGCAGCAACAAUAAAAGUGAAUGGCCACUACCAGAGUCAGAAUCCACCCCCGGACUUAGAAAUGGAAGGCAGAUUUAGAGCUGAAAUUCUGACCCAAGGAGUAAGAGGGAGAAGUGUGUCAAAAGAAAAGAAAAUCACAGAGAAAAAAGGAGAGCAGCAGAGAAUGGAGGAAAAUGUGAAAAAUCACGUAGAUGUUAAUGAAGUAUUACCUGGAAGAAAACUGCAGCAGCAUGUAGACAGUUACCUGGGCUUUUUGCCAUGGGAGAAAAGAAAGUAUUUCCAAGAUCUUCUUGAUGAAGAAGAGUCAUUGAAGACACAGUUGGCAUACUACACUGAUAGUAGACACACUGGGAGGCAACUGAAAGAUACAUUUGCAGAUUCCCUCCGAUAUGUAAAUAAAAUUCUUAACAGCAAGUUUGGAUUCACAUCUCGGAAAGUCCCUGCACACAUGCCUCACAUGAUUGACCGAAUUGUUAUGCAAGAACUCCAGGAUAUGUUUCCUGAGGAAUUUGACAAGACGUCAUUUCACAAAGUGCGCCAUUCUGAGGAUAUGCAGUUUGCCUUUUCAUAUUUUUAUUAUCUCAUGAGUGCAGUUCAGCCACUGAAUAUAUCUCAAGUUUUUGAUGAAGUUGAUACAGACCAAUCUGGUGUCUUAUCUGACAGAGAAAUCCGAACGCUGGCUACCAGAAUUCAUGACCUACCUUUAAGUUUGCAGGAUUUAACAGGUCUAGAACACAUGCUAAUAAAUUGCUCAAAAAUGCUUCCUGCUAAUAUCACUCAGUUAAGCAGCAUUCCACCAACUCAAGAAGCCUACUAUGACCCGAAUCUGCCACCAGUCACUAAGAGUCUAGUUACCAAUUGUAAACCAGUAACUGAUAAAAUCCACAAAGCAUAUAAGGACAAAAAUAAAUAUAGGUUUGAAAUCAUGGGAGAAGAAGAAAUUGCUUUUAAAAUGAUUCGUACCAAUGUUUCUCAUGUGGUCGGCCAGCUGGAUGACAUAAGAAAAAACCCCAGGAAGUUUGUUUGCCUGAAUGACAACAUUGACCACAAUCAUAAAGACGCCCAGACAGUGAAAGCUGUUCUCAGGGACUUCUAUGAAUCCAUGUUCCCCAUACCAUCCCAGUUUGAGCUUCCCAGAGAGUACCGAAACCGUUUCCUCCACAUGCAUGAGCUGCAGGAAUGGAGAGCGUAUAGAGACAAAUUGAAGUUUUGGACGCAUUGUGUACUAGCAACACUGAUUAUGUUUACUGUAUUCUCAUUUUUUGCUGAACAGUUAAUUGCACUUAAGCGGAAGAUAUUUCCCAGAAGGAGGAUACAGAAAGAAGCUAGUCCCGAUCGAAUCAGGGUAUAGAAGAUCUUCAUUUGAAAAUCAUCUACCUCAGCAUUCACUGAGCAUUUUAAAACUCAGCAUCAUAGAGAUGUCUUCGUGAUGUGAUGCGUAGCCAUCUUGGCCUGAAGAAGGAAAAGUAUCCAGCACAAUACUUGUUUUGUGGUGUGAAUAUAGCCUACUGACCAGUAAUUGUCUAAUCAAGACACAGAAAACGUGUGUGUUGAGCAGCUCUGAACUGGUUUUGCUUUUAAAGCAUUUGCUCAUGGACCCAUCAUUCUUUUAAUGAAAAGGCUCACUGACAAGAGACAGCUGCUAAGUUCCCAUAGCAACCAUUGCCAAUUAACUUUCACAUGAGAAGCCUACGCCAGCUUGGGAGCCAUUGCUAAGAGACCCUGGUCUUUGCAUUCCAAAGCCUUUUCCUGCGGUUUUAUCUUUUUGGUUUUUUUGGUUUUGUUUUUCCCAUUUCCUAUUUUUAAAAUAAGUAGCUACUAAGUUAACUAGUUACCCUUGCUUCCGAUGAUAAUGAAUUGGGAUACCUAAACACGUUUUUAUAGAUGUUAUUUAAAUAAUGCAACAAUAUCACCUCCUAUUGGCAAUACCUAAAUUAGGGAUUUUAUUAACAUUAAGACUGUAAGUGGUCAACUACUGAGGAGAUCAAUGACUGACAUCUGAAGAACUUUGUGCUUUUUUACUUCAGCCCCUAAGAAUGUGAUUUCAUGUGAAGGCCUAAUUACAAAGGGCUAGAGUUAAGUAGCAGAGCUACCUUUCAGAUGUAAUUAUGUUUUGGAAAUGUACAUAUCCAAACAGAAGUGCCUCACUUUAGAAAUGAGUAGUGCUGACGGUACUGGCCCAUUACAGUAGUGUCUUUUUUAAUUCUCAGUAUAAUUCUAGUAGUUGUCUCUUUCACCUGGUGUCAUAUAAUGUAGGGGUCAGCAAACUUUCUAUAAAAAGCCACAUCAUAAAUAUUUGCAGGCUAUAUGUCUCUCUGUUGAAUAUUCUUUAUUGUUUAGGUUUUUCUUUAACCUUUAUAAAUGUCAAAACCAUGUUUAGCUUGCAGCUGCACAAAAACAGGCCACCAGCUGAAUCUGGCCCCGAGACCAUUGUUAGCUGACCACUGAGAUAGAGAACUAGUUUUUUUUUUUUUUUUUUUUUUUUUUUUAAUGUAUGAGUAAACCCUGAUGUUCAGCUCUAUUUUAUUUAUAUCAUUAUAUGGUGGACUUCUGGAGACCAGAUUCUAUAAGUCCUUUUUGAACUCUAACAGGUAUUUUAGAUCAGGAUCUCAACAGUAUUCUUUCAAAAUGGCACACAUAUUUUGUAAAAAGAACUUGUAAUGUAAAUACUGUGUUUGUGCUAUAAGAGUUAAGUAUUUCAAAAUGUGAAGUCUCAUAAAAACUUAAAUUUUGUCUGAUGCUUUGACUUUUAAAUCUUUGAGGAAUGAGUUUAUUGUUAUCCAGAGUCCUAAUCAUGUUAGUGCUUAUACAGUGUAUCAGUGUCUACUGAACACUAUUGAAAAUAAAUGGAAAAUAGUGUAAGAGGGUAGUACUUAA
Molecule: messenger RNA, 5371 nt
Organism: Suricata suricatta (meerkat)
Lineage: Eukaryota; Metazoa; Chordata; Mammalia; Carnivora; Herpestidae
Gene: GNPTAB
Product: N-acetylglucosamine-1-phosphate transferase subunits alpha and beta
Exons: 21
Coding region: 120-3845 (1241 amino acids)
Biological process (GO): carbohydrate phosphorylation; N-glycan processing to lysosome
Cellular component (GO): Golgi apparatus
Molecular function (GO): UDP-N-acetylglucosamine-lysosomal-enzyme N-acetylglucosaminephosphotransferase activity; calcium ion binding
Source: RefSeq, a predicted model, not a curated record